Lemur catta (Ring-tailed lemur) is the source of this 1150-nucleotide messenger RNA. RefSeq names its product transmembrane protein 272 (gene TMEM272). The coding region runs from base 289 to 759 and encodes 156 amino acids. The transcript is spliced from 5 exons. NCBI's taxonomy places the organism in Eukaryota, Metazoa, Chordata, Mammalia, Primates, Lemuridae. The record is from RefSeq and is a predicted model, not a curated record.
AACUGUGAUCAGGAUACACAUACAAGCAUGUUCGAGGAGCUUUGUUCAUAAGAGCUCAAUACGGGAAACAAUCCAAUGACGGUCACAAUAGAAUGGAAUAAAAAAUGGCGGCAUCUCCACAUGAUGGACAGCACAGCUACCUACUACGACAGUGUGGGGGAGUCUUAUAAACACAAUGCAGAAAGAAGGAGGAGCAAGGAAUUUCAAAGAAUAAAGUUCCAAAAGAAGCAAGACUAAACUCCACUGUUUAGAGGAACAUACUUAGGACUUUGUCAGCAAGCAAGCACGAUGCCAGGAGGUCUGGAGAAGGCGUGUCAUCAGUGCAUUUCUAAAAUCGCCAGCAAUGCCUGCUUCGUUUGCGCACUCUUCGCCUUCCUGGCCCUGCCGCUGUCCAUGGCCUUCACAGGAAUGAAGUUUUUGGAGGACUGCCCUAUACAGCCCCUCAUUCCUUUAUAUUUGCUAGUGGGCGGGAUCGUCGGAACCUUAAAGGUGAGAAGAAGGUGUUUGGUGCGCCCUCUGCUGGGCAAAAGAGGAAUGGCCCUUUUUCUGCCCCUGGCCCUCGGGGCAGUUUCUGUCUUCAUUUUCACUAGAGCGGUGGAAGAAGAUGCCUGGUGUGUGGUUUGUGGAUCCGGCCUCACCUGUGAUGCCCAAUUCCCUCAUCGUGCCCCAUGUUGCCCUCUCUGUGCUGGGGCCGGGGAGAGGCUGCGGGCUGGGUGGGUGUGCCUUGGGCUCCCCUCCCAGCCUCCUUUCCCCAGAUGAUGACUUGUCAGCCACUCCCAGUCACGUAGCCAACGUUUGGAUGUCUCUGAGCAGCAAAGACCUGAGCCCAGGGACCCCUGCACAUCUCCCGCGUGGAAGUGUCUCCGGCUCCCGUUGCUAGGGCCUUGGCAAAGGUGGAAAGAGCCAGUGAAAAACCACGAGUGUAAAAUUGUCUGUUAGCAGAUGGCAGAUAUUGGUGAGUGCUAUGUCUCAAAUGUUGGAGAGUCCCAGUUUCUGGUAGGCGUGGAUAUCCCUGGAGUGUGGCAGAAAUCUGUAUCUUUACCAGAGGGAGCGGCGGACGCAGUGUGCUCAUUCUCAUGGGUAACCCCCUCCCUACCCCCUGCUGCAAUGGAGAAUGUCGGUCCUGAAUGACUGCUGAACCAGGACCACA